Messenger RNA from Aspergillus tanneri, 366 nucleotides. RefSeq lists its product as uncharacterized. The coding region runs from base 1 to 366 and encodes 121 amino acids. The transcript has 2 exons. Lineage: Eukaryota; Fungi; Ascomycota; Eurotiomycetes; Eurotiales; Aspergillaceae. The record is from RefSeq and is a predicted model, not a curated record.
AUGGAGGCCACAGUGGGAGUGUUGUUUAACGGCUCGGCCAGCUCGAUCAAGACACAAAUAUUUAUUAUCUUAGACCAACUCAUUGCAGGCGAUGGAGAGACUCCACCGCUGGAAGGUGAGGAAACCAGUACGGCCCUGCAAGCCAGCAUCACCAAAGUCGCCUUUGUUUUCGCCAUCUCCAUCUGGUCCGGGUUCCAGGGCAAAGGCAAGAAGGGCAAUAUCAACUUCCGCGUCGGCUCCCAGGAUAUUAUUGAUAUUAUCAGCCACUCGAUAGAGAAGUUUGCCAGGUCUGGCAAAGUUGGUGCCAAGGGCAGGAUGUCGUGCAAGGGGACCGUCGGUCAAGACGUUGAGAAGGGACUGUAUUAA